CAAGGGCCUUUGCCUGAUCCAACCAUUUGCGGGUAUUUCUGGUAGAUGUCGUACAGCCCGAGAGCUCGCAGCUUCGGCCUCCAUGUGUUGCUCUUCGAGCCGGUUAUGGGCUUCAACCUGCUGGCCAGAGAGCACAAACCAGCUCUUAAUUUGGUUCGACAAGAGCAACUGGUCUUUUGGAGCGUGCUUUUGUCGGUGAUCGGUGGAGCGUGCCGUCGAUGUCUAUCGCAGCGUGGGCUGGGCGGACGAGUAUUCUCUGCUCUUGCACGAGCGGAGGUCCUACGACCACGGAAAAAAGCUGUCCAAGGGCCUUUGCCUCAUCCAACCAUUUGCGGGUUACGGAAUCUACGACGUAUAGGACGCCCAGCUUUACUUGGCAGGUGUUGACACUCCCAAA
Messenger RNA from Neurospora tetraspora, 397 nucleotides. RefSeq lists its product as uncharacterized. The record is from RefSeq and is a predicted model, not a curated record. Lineage: Eukaryota; Fungi; Ascomycota; Sordariomycetes; Sordariales; Sordariaceae. The transcript is spliced from 2 exons. Bases 46 to 387 code for a protein of 113 amino acids.